AACUGUUAGAUUGGAAACAUUUGUAAUGGAAGAAAUACAAUUAUAUGGAGAGGUAAAUAAUAAAAUAUCGAGACAUGGAGAUAUAAAUUAAAUUUUUUUCUCCAAGCAAUGAAGUGUGUAAUUCCUGGACCGAAUGUUAAAGUUCUAGCACGUGCUAUCCAUGCCUUGUGUCGAAUUGGAGAUGAACUUUACGUUGAGCCAGAACCUGCUAAACUUUCAUUUCGAGCUGUCAGUGCCUCCAAAUCAGCGUACGCAUCAUUUUCUUUUUCAGAGAGCUUUUUCUCAUAUUAUAAUUACGAGCAAACAAAGAGUCAAGAAGAGGAUGUUACGUGUAAAGUGUCAAUGAAGUCAUGUGUGGCUGUGUUCCGCUCUCCAACCCACUUGGACAAACAAGUGGAAGCCUGCCAGAUUCGACUGGAACCAGAUGGUGUUAAGUUGAUAUUUGAAUUUCACUGUCACCAUGGCAUUAUCAAGACUCAUUACUUGCCUAUCAUUGAGUGUGAAACAUUAGAAGCAGUGUACAGCAAAGAUAUGGUGCCAAAUCGAUUGGUGGUGCAACCUAAAUUAUUGACAUUUGCUGUGAUGAAUUUCCAGGCAAACACACUGGAACUUACAUUGGUUGUCACGCCUCAAAAAAUGCAGCUUCGGAAUUAUGCUGAAGAUGAAAAUGAAAUGAAGAAGACGGUACGGACUGAGCUGUGUCUGGAGCCAGGAGAAUUUGACCACUAUAGCAUUGGGGUAGACACAUCUGUCACUUUCUGUUUAAGAGAGUUCCGAGCAUUAUUAUUGUUUGCUGAGGCUGUUAAUCUGCCUGUUGCAGCCAGUUUUGAAACAGGUGGCAGGCCAAUUGUAUUUGUGGUCAAAAAUGCCCCAACAUUUGAGUCCAAUUUUGUUUUUGCUACCUUAAUGCCAAUGGCAAACAACCAAUUGAAUACUUCACAACAGAGUUAUGAAACUGUUCCGCAUACUAGUCGGGCGAAGACGGGGACAUCUACUAAAAACUGUGAUACAGCCCACACUGCGUGCAAGAGGAUAUUAUCCCCCAUACAUGCAACGGAGAACAGCAUUCACACACCUGCAGCUGUUUCAGGACCAUCCAGGAGAUGCAACAGCUCCAAAGAACACGGUUCCCAGAGUAUGACUGAAAAUGUUAGUGAACUUUUACCCAGACUCCGCAUGCAAGAAGACUGUGUUCAAGACAAUGGCAAUACCCGAGAUGCAGAAAACACAGCUGGGGAAGAUGCAGUGCCUGGAACUCCGCCCCUACCUGCAGCAAAAAAGGCGCGGUAUAUAUUCAGUCGCUGUUUUGAAGCCACUUUUAAUUCUCAGAUGUUACCAGGAUAUGAUGAAGUGCUUGCAGAAGAUUCUGAUGAUGAAUCUAACAAAAGAACAUGAUAGUGCGCGUAUCAUGUUACAUAUUGUUAUUUAAGUCUUUUACGGUGGGUAUUAUGUUGUUCACAAUUCAUGGCACCCCCAAAGACGGAACUUAAGACGGAAUAGGGAGAGUUUUCAGUCUGCACAGUCGAUGCCUGUCCCUCUGUUAUGUACUUGUUUGAUUUGUGACUGGAAUAGAGAGUCUGGCUUACUGUGAUAAUAUAUUUUGAUAUGAGGAGAGAUUAUGAAAGUUGCAUUUCUUUCACCAGUUCAAUUAAUUAUCUUAAGACUUUUACUUAAUAUCACUUAUUUCAAAGAAUAAUCUGUUAGUAUAAAAGAUAUUGUAAAAUAGCUGAAGUAGCAAUGAGAACAGUGAGAGGAGACAAGAAACUCUGUGUAGGAUUUGAGGUUUUCACUGCAGUGAGUCUUAAGAUGGCCGUCUUCUGGUUUGUUGCGCCGUGUAGUCUGGUAGAAGUUUACUGGCAUUUAAGAGGUCCUUGCUGCCUUCAUCAUCAGAUAAUGGAGGCCGCAAGGACCUCUGAAAUGUCGUUAAACUUCUACCAGACUGCACGGCGCAACAACCCAGAAGACAGCCAUCUUAAGAAACUCUGGAUUUGUACACUCAGUUGCCCUAAUAUCUUAGAAAAUAGAUUCUCUUCUGCGUAUUUACAAAGUCCAGUGUAAUUUGGAGUACAUAGCUUUCCCAGAUAUAUUUUUGUGAUUUUGUAUCUCUCAUUGGUUUUGAUGUUCAUUUAUUGCAGAUACAAAUUUGUUGUUGUUGGCAAAUCUAUUCAGUUACUUUAAUUUAUUUCAUUUAAUGUACACCAAUUUGAGAAAUAUUUCAAUUUAAAAUCAGGGGUCUAUGAUUUGUUGUGUGUCAGUCUUUUGGACAAACAGUAAAUUAGUACAGUCAGUGUCAGCCAAUAAUACCAAAUGUCAUUGAAUGCUAAAUUGUAUUUCAUAAGAUGAUAGGUGGGUGUGACAUCUCCAUUAUGCAUUUUAUACCAUGCAAAGCGCACAAAAGAGGAACAAAGACAGCUUGCCUACUAUAAUAAUCUGUUUCUCUCAUGUUAAUAUGUAUAUUAAUGAUUAGGAUCAGUGAAUAUUAUAAAUUCUUGUCAGAACUGGUUUGAUAUAUUUACUUUCUGUCAAGUGACAAAACAGAGCAAAAUUCUUAAAACCCUAAUCAAGAUAUUCAGCUCCUGGACUGAUAUCUGUUACUGUGGCUUCUUCUUCUAUGGCUCUCCGGUCCGUAUUCGGUCCAUGGCCUCCUCUCUUUUUUGAGGUUUCGAAACCUUCCUUUUUGUACGGUGCAAGGUUGUUAGCCUUGCGAUCGACCCCCAACCUGGAGGACCAGGGUACCUGUCUUAGUCCGACCUCUCCCCCUCGACCAACCCUACCAGUAGCUAUGCUACCGCCAGCAUAACUCUUGGGGUCACUGAGGUACUCAAGCCCCACCACCACGACAAGGUGCAGGUACCAUUAAGUGAGGCUGUUAUUGUGGCUACUCAUAAGUUUAAUUACCAAAUUAUAAGUGAACUAUGUUUCCAUGAUCUGUAGUUGUGUAAUUCCUUAUCUCUGCACUAGAAAGGGUACGAUUUCACUUUACCAACACAUAUAUUUAAAUAUUCGUAUUCCUUUUCAUGACUGUCAUAAGGAAUAUACAUUAUUCCCUUGUCUCACUCUUACUGGAAGGGUUUCAUGAACAAGAAUGAAAAGUAGCAUUAUAAGUCUUAUACUUUAGCUGUCAUCUAAGUAAAAAUUAGCUUAUACUGUUAAGUUAUUUUAGUCACUAUAACUUAUAAACACUAUAGACAUAUGUGAUGUGGAAACACUGUAGGAAGAAACUGUGUGAAAUACCGAAAACCAAAAUUGUUUUAUUUCUGUUCACUAUUAAAUUUACAACAGAAGAAUCAGAUGUUUUUGUUAAUGCAGUGCUAUUAUGCAGAAAACAAAAUCAGCAUAAUCACACUCGAGAAACCAACUUUUUACAUUGAAAUCAUUAACCUAAUUUUCUGUCUGUACAAUAUCUGUUUUUCAAUUCAAUUUUCAAUGAACUUAUAAUUUCCUGUUAAAAUCAUACGCACAGAAUUUUUGAAAGCCACGUGCAAAUUACGGACUAUUGGCACCAUGGAAAAUUUGCUGAUUGUAUUGAAAGCCGUGUUUAACAGGCGCUGUCAAAGAUUAUACUAAAUAUUUUUGCAAAAGCCUGUCCUGUUUGUUGAGUGUACAGUGAGGCUCAACUGGUUAAUGUCUACAAGAAAAAUUGAUGCCCCGAGUCUUAUCUUUAUGUGCACAUGGUGUUUGGGAGGCAGCAUUAAAAUACAAAGUGUAAAGUUAUUCUAUUAUUUGUGAAACACAACAUUUUAUUUUGAAAUACACAACAUAUCUUGGGUUACAUGUUUUGGCACUUGAUUGUAUUGACGUAAAUACGUCUAUAUGGAAGGGUUAUUCCGCAAAAAAGUGUUACGAAAAAGUGACAGGAAAAAGUGUAAGAUGAUUACCUAGGAAUAUCAACAGUUUGUAAAUAUGGACUGACAACAAUGGUCAGCUUGCAUGCAUUGUUAUGUUACCUAGGAAAUUUCAUCUGUUUACUCGGCAUUACAUUACCAUUUAUUUAUUUAUUUAUUCAGCGUGCCCCAUUACAAGAUUGUUAUAUUACAUUCAUUAAUGUAUAACACGUUAACAGAUUACACAAUUGUAAUAUCGUGAUUCAUUGCCACCGUUUGUACCUAUGUUCCUGUGCUAAACUGUAUUAUAAUCUAUGAAUUUAAUGAAUGUAUUAAAAUGACCUAAAUAUUUUUGAACAAGUGCUUCAUGUAACACUGGCCAUGUGCCAGCAUUCUUGACUGUUGCAUCUAUUAAUUUA
Molecule: messenger RNA, 4243 nt
Organism: Zootermopsis nevadensis
Lineage: Eukaryota; Metazoa; Arthropoda; Insecta; Blattodea; Termopsidae
Gene: Rad9
Product: cell cycle checkpoint control protein Rad9
Biological process (GO): mitotic intra-S DNA damage checkpoint signaling; DNA replication checkpoint signaling; DNA repair
Cellular component (GO): checkpoint clamp complex
Source: RefSeq, a predicted model, not a curated record